AGAAAACGCAGGAACCCUCAACUUGAUCGCAUAUCAAAUCUGGCCGAGCGAGAUACACGGACCCGCGCGUCCACUGCGGCCGCCGAGAGUACCGACGCACCAACGCUAUUCUGUGACGCCCCACUCGAAACUCCCCCACACGACCGUCCGAUCCCCUGCCGGUGGUUUUUUACGCACUCGACCAUGCCACAAGAACACCGACCGUCGUCGAUUUAUGGAAGCACGGGGUCGUCGCACUCGCGUCCGGAGCUUGGAUCGACCCCUGUCUCGAUCGCUGGCGGUGGCUGGAUCGAAUCCCAGCGCCUUUGCGACAAAGACGUCAUCACGGCUGUCGAGUACGAUCGGCAUGGCGACUACAUUGCCACGGGCACGAAAGGUGGGCAGAUUGCCGUGUACAGCAAGAACUCUAGUUCGCACCAGCCAGGUCGGUUCAUGCAGUCGCAUCAAUCGGCGGACCAACGACGCUUUACGCCGUACAAGACCUUCCAGAGCCACAAAGCCGAGUUUGACUACCUCAAGAGUCUCGAGAUCGAAGAAAAGAUCAACCAGAUCCGGUGGUGUCGCCCGUCCAACGACGCGCUCUACUUGCUCUCGACCAACGACAAAACGAUCAAGCUGUGGCGCUUGCACAAUCGCGAAGUCCGCACCGUCCAGCAAUUCAACCCGACCAACACGUAUGGCGACAUGGUCCGCCUGCCAGUGCUCACGCGCGCGCCGCCCGUCGCCGUCGCGACAACCAAAAAGGUGUUUGCGAAUGCCCACACGUACCACAUCAACUCGAUCGCGCUCAACAGCGACGGUGAGACUUUCCUCUCUGCUGACGACCUUCGCAUCAACCUGUGGCACACCAACGUAUCCGACCAGUCGUUCAACAUCGUCGACAUCAAGCCCAACAACAUGGAAGAGCUGACCGAAGUCAUCACGUCGGCCGACUUUCAUCCGUCCCAUUGCAACAUCAUGAUGUACAGCACGAGCCGCGGCGCUGUCAAGCUCGGCGACAUGCGCGCGUCGGCGCUCUGCGAUGCGCACUCGAAACUGUUUGAAGACCAAGAGGACCCGGCGGCGCGCAGCUUCUUCUCGGAGAUCAUUGCGUCGAUCUCAGACAUCAAGUUUUCGCCCGACGGCCGGUACAUCAUCUCGCGCGACUACUUGACGCUCAAGGUGUGGGACAUCAACAUGGAGUCGCGCCCGGUGCAGACGAUUCACAUCCACGAGCACUUGCGGCCGCGGCUGAGCGAUCUCUACGACACCGACUGCAUCUUUGACAAGUUUGAGUGCGCAGUGAGCGGCGACGGCAAUAACUUUAUCACGGGGUCGUACAAUAGCGAGUUUCACAUUUACGAUCGGUACGGCCGGAGCGACUAUUGCUUGAACCCGGUGUCGACCGCGGGUCGCCGGCGGUCGUCGGCGCCGCACCAUGCGAUUUCCAAGACGCUGGCCAACGGAGGCGACAGCGACUCGCUCGACUUUACGUCCAAAGUCCUUCAGACAACAUGGCAUCCCACGUCGAACGAAGUGGCUGUCGCGAUCAAGAACACGGUGUAUUUGUACUCGGCGAGGCCGGACGCACCGCACCCGAUCGCGUCGGUCAAAGCCAGCCGAAAAUAAGACGACGUCGAUGGCCGGCGGCACAUGUCCUACCAGCACUUGCGCUGUUCGUUGGAACGAGUUGGUUGUGCAUAAGACAACGAGUUGUUUAUGUUUCGUCCACGA
This is a messenger RNA of Aphanomyces invadans, 1713 nucleotides long. RefSeq lists its product as hypothetical. The transcript has 6 exons. Lineage: Eukaryota; Oomycota; Saprolegniomycetes; Saprolegniales; Verrucalvaceae. The coding region runs from base 184 to 1608 and encodes 474 amino acids. Gene Ontology annotation, biological process: peptidyl-serine dephosphorylation. Gene Ontology annotation, cellular component: protein phosphatase type 2A complex; cytosol. The record is from RefSeq and is a predicted model, not a curated record. Gene Ontology annotation, molecular function: protein phosphatase regulator activity; protein binding.